AUGCAAACAAUCAAAUGUGUUGUCGUUGGGGAUGGUGCAGUCGGUAAAACAUGUUUACUAAUUUCGUACACAACAAACAAAUUUCCAUCUGAAUAUGUCCCUACAGUUUUUGACAACUAUGCUGUCACAGUGAUGAUUGGAGGUGAGCCUUACACUCUAGGAUUGUUUGACACGGCUGGACAAGAAGAUUAUGACAGGCUUAGACCUCUAAGCUACCCUCAAACAGAUGUUUUUCUUGUCUGUUUUUCAGUCAUCUCACCUUCUUCUUUUGAAAAUGUCAAAGAGAAGUGGGUACCAGAAAUCACCCACCAUUGUCCACGCACGCCAUUUCUGUUGGUGGGUACUCAGGUAGAUUUGAGGGAAGAUGCUACAACUGUUGACAAGCUGGCUAAAAAUCGACAAAGACCAAUAACUAAUGAUAUGGGUGAAAAGCAAGCCAAAGAACUGAAAGCCAUAAGAUAUGUUGAAUGUUCCGCUCUCACUCAGAAAGGAUUGAAAAACGUUUUUGAUGAGGCUAUAUUGGCAGCGUUGGAACCACCAGAGCCCAAGAAAAAAGCAAAAUGUGCCCUUUUAUGA
This is a messenger RNA of Helobdella robusta, 576 nucleotides long. RefSeq lists its product as hypothetical. The record is from RefSeq and is a predicted model, not a curated record. Bases 1 to 576 code for a protein of 191 amino acids. Gene Ontology annotation, molecular function: GTP binding; GTPase activity. NCBI's taxonomy places the organism in Eukaryota, Metazoa, Annelida, Clitellata, Rhynchobdellida, Glossiphoniidae. The transcript has 4 exons. Gene Ontology annotation, biological process: small GTPase-mediated signal transduction.